This is a messenger RNA of Apis florea (little honeybee), 2391 nucleotides long. RefSeq lists its product as uncharacterized. Gene Ontology annotation, biological process: mRNA splicing, via spliceosome. Gene Ontology annotation, cellular component: RES complex; U2-type spliceosomal complex. The record is from RefSeq and is a predicted model, not a curated record. Gene Ontology annotation, molecular function: RNA binding. Lineage: Eukaryota; Metazoa; Arthropoda; Insecta; Hymenoptera; Apidae.
ACCGCGCAAUCGCUCAGUCGUCAUUUUGUUAUUCGCCAUUAGUUUCAUAGUUUAUAGCUGUAAUUGAUUGAUUAUAGUUGUAUUCUCGAUAUUUGUUACAUUUUUUAAUAUUUUUACAUUGUUCUUAAUAUUCUCAUAUAAUUAAUAUUAAAGAAUAUAGUAAAAUUAUAAUAUCUAACAUCAAUCGCGCUAACAUAUGCUUUAGUAAUGGAGAAGAAACUUAUUGACCAAAAAGAAUAUUUGAAAAAAUACUUGUCUUCAGGAGAUGGCGAUGAUAAGAAAAAAAAGAAAAAGAAAAAAAUGAAAUUGGGAGCAAAAACAGUAAAAAUCAUUGAUGAUGACAUAGACUUGAAGAAUAUAAGACCAAUUGAAGAGAAUGAAUUUGAUAUUUUCAUCAAUGCAGAAGAUGCACCUCAAAUAGCCGGUGUAGUGGAUGAACAUGGACCAGUUGAUUUUAGUGAUAAAAGAAGAUGGAAAAUUAUAGCUAAUGAUGAAAGUGGUGAUUUAACCAUCACUAGUGUGGCAAAAGACAACAAACAAUCUAAACAAGUUAAGAAAAUUUUUGAUGAUGAUCUAAGUCCAUCAAAGAUACAACAGAAAUAUUCAAAUGAUGAUUUAUCUCCUCCAAGAAUAUCAAAAAGUUCCAAAGAUGAGAGAAAUAAAAAAACACAAAAGGAUGAAGAUAGUGAUUUAAGUCCACCUAGAAUAAAAUCUAGAAGUCAUAUUAAUUCUAAAUGUAAAUCUCCACAAAAUAAUAGUGAUGAUAAUAGCAAUCAAGAAACAGAUGUUCCAUCUCAUAAAAUUAAAAAAAAGACAAAAAGAAAAGAGAAAAUAUCAGAUGAUUCUGAUCUUAGUCCACCUAGAAGAAUUAAAAAUUAUAAUUCAGAUAUAAAUUCACCAAGAAAGAGUAAAAAAUAUAAAUCUGAGAAAAAUAUAAUACAUAAAAGUGAUUCAGAAAUGAGUCCUUUUAGAAAAAGUAGAAGAAAUUCUAAUUCAGAUAGUCCUAGAAAGAAUAAUGAUUCUGAUUCAGAUAUGAGUCUUCCUAGGAAGAAUAAAAAAGAUUCUGAUUCAGAUCUAAGUCCGCCAAGAAAAAGUAAAAAGCAUAAGCAUAAAACAAGAGAUAAUUCUGAAUUUAAUUCAUCUAAAAGAAAAUAUGAAAGCAAUGAAAACAUUUAUGUGAAUGAUAAAAAUAAAAAUAGAAAUUAUGAAUCAAAAUGGCAUAGAUACAGAGAUGAAAAAGCAGAAACAAGUAGAAUGUAUAAACAUUCUUAUAAAAAUUUUAAAUCAGAUAAGAGAUAUUAUGAUUCAGAUAUGAAUCCACCUCCAAAAAGAAACAGAAACAGUUUAAGUCCGAAUAGAUUUAGAAGAAAUGAUAGAGAUUUUUAUAAAUCUAAAUCAAAUAGAAUAUUUGAAGAAAACAAAUCAAAAUAUAAAAAUAUUGAAGAAGAAGAUAGUAACAAACAAAUGAAGAAAACAUUAGAUGGAAAAAAAGCAGGACUACAAGAUGCUAAAGCAUUGCGAGAAGAAACAGAAGCAUAUAAAAAGCGGGAAGCUGAACAUUUUAGCAAACUUAGUAAAGAAGUUACAGGAGUUGGUCAAGCAGUAGUUAUACGUGACACUAAAACAGGUAAAAAACGAAACUUAGAAGUAGAAGCACAAGAAGAACGCGAAAGACAAAAACAGCAACAGGAAUUAGAUGAAAAAUAUGCUAAAUGGGGGAAAGGUUUAAAACAAGUUGAAGAUCACGAAGAAAAAUUGAAAGAUGAUCUUUACGAAAUGAGUAAACCUUUAGCAAGAUAUGCAGAUGAUGCUGAUUUGGAUAAAAUACUUAGAGAACAAGAAAGAGAAGGAGAUCCUAUGUUAGAAUAUAUCAAACAGAAACAGAUAAAAGAAGGAAAGAGAAAACCAGAUCCACCAAAAUAUGAAGGAUCAUUCAUGCCAAAUCGUUUUGGUAUUAAACCUGGUCAUAGAUGGGAUGGAGUUGAUAGAAGUAAUGGAUAUGAAAAACGAUGGUUUGAAGCGCAAAAUGCAAAAGUAGCUCGCCAAGAAGAAGCUUAUAAAUGGAGCACUUCUGACAUGUGAAAUUUCUCAGCACGAGUCACGCAACUGUGAAACGCAAACAAAUGUGCAAGCCAUGUCUGUGAAAUAUGAAUCACCAACGGCGGUAAAUCGUGAAGGAUUAUCAAAACUACAAAAUCGAUAUUCGUUCCACAAAACAGGAAAAUCACGAGAAUUGUUGGCGCCUGUCUGCCACCGAUUUUGUCGAUUCAAUACAACAAAGUAACCAAGUGAAGUAUCCGUUUAUGAAAUCGAUAGAAUCUUACGAAAAUUCUUAUUUUCUUCUUGGAUAUUACAUGAAAAUUGGGAGUGGCGCGAAGUUGACCGAUGAUG